AUGGCUCUGCUCUGUCAGCACGCCACCAAUCUCAGCUUCAAUACGGCCCCCAUCGUCUUCAAGAAUGACGAUAACAAUGUUUCCGCCCUCGAAAAUGCGCGACUACAAAAGAAGCGUAUGGAGGAAGCCGCUCAUCUCCAGAAGCAGCAACUAAAGGACGCUGGUGCAAAGCUGCAGAAGCAGGCCGAGGACACGGAGGAAGUCAUCAAGGAGCGAGACCAUCUGCGUGACGAAAGUGAGCGCCUCGCUCAAGAAAACGCUGCAGCAAAAGGGCUACUUGAUGCAAUGAAAAGACAGAAAGAUGAAGAGAUCGCAGCUCUGUCGAGCAGGGUCGAACAGCGAGCAGCAGAAAUAACGAGGCUGAAUCAAAUGAUUUUCAGCAGCCGUGCUCCCAAUAUAGCUCGACAAGACAAUUGCCUGCCUUUGGUGUAUCAUAACGCAACAGUCCACAUUGUCAACGCGUUUUGCCCCCUAGGUCUAGAUUCUGGAUACCAGAAUAGAACUAGGCUACACUGCUGGGAGUAUUGCAUAGGGAUUGCGAAUCAGACCUUCAAGUUGGAAAGAGUCAAUAAUGACAUAACUCCUGAAGGAUUCUGGACGAUUAGCCGCACAGGCGACAACCGCAAGUAUUCUUACAGCCAAAAGCUCUACUUCCCGACCAACGCGGUCGGGCUCGAUGUCCACGUUGGCAAUGCUGUCGGGAAACAAACUUAUUGGUAUAUAGGCCGAGCGUCAAACAACCGCGUAGGCUCUUGGGUAGUGUCACAUACUGACUACAACAGAAUCAAGAGUGCUGAAUGGGGCACGCAUAUUCAGAUGGGAAAUGGUGGGAAGGAAAACGCGUACGAAAACUUCACAGCGACUUGA
Molecule: messenger RNA, 867 nt
Organism: Clonostachys byssicola
Lineage: Eukaryota; Fungi; Ascomycota; Sordariomycetes; Hypocreales; Bionectriaceae
Source: the annotation of a GenBank genome assembly